Molecule: messenger RNA, 5307 nt
Organism: Lytechinus pictus (painted urchin)
Lineage: Eukaryota; Metazoa; Echinodermata; Echinoidea; Temnopleuroida; Toxopneustidae
Product: zinc finger protein GLIS3-like
Exons: 6
Coding region: 29-2461 (810 amino acids)
Biological process (GO): regulation of transcription by RNA polymerase II
Cellular component (GO): nucleus
Molecular function (GO): RNA polymerase II cis-regulatory region sequence-specific DNA binding; DNA-binding transcription factor activity, RNA polymerase II-specific
Source: RefSeq, a predicted model, not a curated record
UUAUGUUGCAGAUGGACGAUAUGGCGGUAUGGAAGUGGUCAUCACCAAUGCUAAUGAUGCCCAGUCGAUGCCCAGCCCAGCUGUACCAGGUACCACCCUCAGACAGAACCGCUUCCGCCAGCCAGGAAACCACCAGAACCAGCAGCAGGGCUUCAACAAUACAACUCAUCACCGGCAGGGCACGUCUGAGAGGAGCAUGUCACCAACGGCGAGUGAUAUCUCCAGUAUCCGCUUUACACCUCGGAAUCCUGGGCAGGAAGGAGGACACCAUCCCCCUACCAGCGCAUCCAGUGACAGACACCAUCUCCUUGACGUGAAGCAGGAAUGGGGCAGCAAUCGUCAAGGACAUAGUGGUGGGCCAGGAUCUCAGGCAGGAAGUGACGUUGCUGACCAGACUCUGAUGCCACCAGGUUCAGCCAUGUCUCAUUACGCCAGCAGCUUCAACUCCCUCUCCCCAUUCCCCAUUGAAAUCUCACCAUCAGGUUCCAGUUUUGCAAGUCCUAGACAUUCUGCGAGGUCGUACUCUGCCUGGGGUUCGAGGAAGCGGGCACUGUCUCUGUCUCCCCUUUCCGCUGAAGGCAUAGAUCUGAACUCUUUAAUCCGUACUAGUCCAACAUCCCUGGUGGCUUAUAUCAACAGUUCAAGAGGGUCAUCUGCUUCAAUAUCACCGUUCCAGGUUUUUCCGGGAGGCGAUUAUGGUCACCUGUCUGCUCGCAAUAGCAGCAGUCCCAUGUCACAGGUAUCUUCAUUUGGGAUCAUCCAAGUGUCUGCAGCUGGAUCUGUGAAUGGAGACAAGAUGCCUCCUCCUUAUCAACAGCCAAAGCAGGUGCCACAGCAUUAUGCAGCCACAGACCCACAGAUCGUGACGCAGCAGAUGCAAGCCAUGGAAAGCACAAAUACCAUGACCAAUGGAACAGGGAUGAACAGUCAAUUGAUUGUGCAGCCACAGGAGGAAGCUCUACAAGAAUUUUCAAACAACUUCCCCCAAUACCAGGUGUACAAACAGGAGCCUAUCGAGCAAGGCUUCAACCAAACCUCAGGCUUUUCGCAAGGGCAGGAAUAUCCUCAGGGACAGUUCCAACCCAGUGCGGAACAACCUCACCAAGUGCCGCCCCAGCACCCGCACCCACCACAAGCCUUGCCUCAGCAUUCCCCUCACGCACCGCAGACCCACCCCCAGCAAAGUCCAUCCUUCUCUCAAAACCAACCCUACUCCACUUCUCAGACAUACCAACAGAACCCCACCUUCACCCAGCCUUCCACCUACCCACCCAACAACUAUCCUCCCAUUCAGGGCAACUACAAUCCUCCAGUCCCUGGUCAGUAUGCAUCGGCACCAGGACACCUCCCAACCAUGACCACCCACCCACUCCCGGCCAACAUGCCCCCUCCUCCACCUUACCAUGCCCAGCACUAUGAGUCCAGUGCCAACCACUCGCCCCCCAUCAUCAACACCAACCCCCACGGUUCCCCCAUCUCCACUUCCACCCCCAAACUCGGCUUGGAGGUUGAGGAGAAGAUAUGCAGGUGGAUCGACUGCAAUGCAUUCUUUGAGGAGCAAGAAGAACUUGUCAGGCACAUAGAGAAGGUGCAUAUCGACCAGAGGAAAGGGGAAGAUUUCACUUGCUUCUGGCAGGGAUGCACGAGACGCUUCAAGCCUUUCAACGCUCGCUAUAAGCUUCUCAUUCAUAUGCGUGUACAUUCAGGAGAAAAACCAAAUAAAUGCACAUUUGAAGGUUGUAAUAAAGCGUUCUCUCGUCUGGAAAACCUCAAGAUUCAUCUACGUUCUCAUACUGGCGAAAAACCCUACCUCUGUCAGCAUCCGGGAUGCUCCAAAGCCUUUAGCAAUUCCUCAGAUCGUGCCAAGCAUCAGAGAACUCAUUUAGAUACGAAACCGUACGCCUGUCAAAUUCCUGGGUGUACGAAGAGAUAUACCGACCCUAGUUCACUGAGAAAACAUGUCAAAGCUCACGCUGCAAAGGAACAACAAGCAAGAAAAAAGCUCCGGACAAGGGAUGAGUACAUCCAUGGUGACAUUCUUGGGGAGUGUUUGACGAUUCAACCGCUUCAUCCUCUAAGCCACGGUGACAGUCCUCUGGAGCUCAGCGACAGUGGUUUAGGAAGAUCACCUCACUCAUCCAUGCAUGGCACCUCUUCAGAUAUGUACCCUGGUAUGUACUCCAGCGGUCAUUCCAGUAGAAGCGGUACUGCAACGGGGGCAUCAAACUAUAGCAAUCACGCCUCACCCGUGCACAACAUGCAGGGAAGUCCGCACAACUUACCAACAACGCAGUCGUUAGAUACAGCACAAGAAAGGCGAUCGUUUCCUCCUCAGCCUCCGAUGCUUACGUCGAGAAGAACGUUCCCCCCUGCCCUGCCCCCACGGAGGAUACUUCAGGGAUUCAACAACAUUCCCCUUAAACCAAGACCCCCUGCAAUACAUUCCCCAGGUAAGUGGUAGGGAAGGGUGUGGUAGUAGGCGUGGCAGCGGGUGUGGUGGUAAUGGUGGUAGUGGUGGUCAGUUUUUGAUCGGAUCGAGCUGGGGUAGACCCAAUACCAUUUUGGGGUCCAGUUGUUUGUGCAUCAUGGUGGGCCCAUCCAAACUUUUAAGUUUAAUGCGGCUAGUUCCGCCACUGGUGGUGGUGUUGGUGAUGAUGUGGUGGUGGAUAUUACAAGAGUGGUACCAGUGGCUGUGGUGGUAGGAGAGAUGACAUUGAUAGUGCUGGAAAUGAUGAAUGAUCAAUAAAUGUAAGUUUCAGAGUUAAUACCAAAUAUGAAUUCUGAAAAAGAGACAUUAGCCAUGAACUACCAGCUUUUGAAGCAGAAGGACAAUGACAAGAGGGUAGACAUUUAGGUCUAUGAGCAAAUACAAAGAGAAGAGCUGUGGCCAGAAGUCUUUCAAACAUAAAAGACAGGUAAUACAAUUUGUAAUGUUUGUACAGGUUACAAGCUUGUACCAAAAGAUAUCUAAAUGUGGUACACCUCGAUUUUCCAUAAGUGACAAGUUUUACUACCAUUUUUUACAACCCCGCGCUUAUCAAAUCAAGAAAUGAUAAUCGUAAAGUCUAACGUCACAACCAUUGUUCAUCUGUCUGUCCAAGAUGCUUUUGUUUGGAGCAUUCAUGCUUGUUUCGUAGAGGUCUCGGGCUGGAUCUACCAGCGAUUCAUCACUGCAGCAAUCCUAUACAGUGCAUUCUUCUCUCAAAAGGGUGUGACGUAUCUAACAACAGGUGCCAUUGUCACCGUCGUGAAGGAGAGGCUGCUGGAAGAAAAACACAGCAGAAACCUGGGGCCAUCCAACGUCAGUUCAAGACAGAAAGAUGAAAAAUAGCCCUCCAAAUCUUUACAUUUUAUGACAAAAGUGAGAGAACAUGUCUGGAUUUGGUGCACGCGACAGUAUCAAAACCAUCCCACCCUUCAAGCCUGCAACAAAAGGAUUAUGAAACGGGCGCGAAGGACAUUAAAGAUCGAACGAAGAAUAUAAAAAACGGGGAUGAAGUCAUGUCUGAUCGAGGUGACAAAUUGCCCCUUCAUUAAUCAAGCAUCAUAAAAGGGAAUCUGACAAUUUCUUUGUCGUUGGAAAAUAUCAUGUGAAAGAAAGAUGAAAAAGGGGGCUUUUGGGUUGUAAUCCUUUUUUGUUGUGUAUUGUAUGUCCUGGACCUGUGAUCGACAAAAGGACUCUUUGUGAUUGUCCUAUAAAUGAAAGAUGUAUGCCUUGUUCAACUAGCAUAGAUAAUAUUUUAGUGUCAGGUUUGUUUAACAAUUAGAUAAAGAGAAGCAUUGUACAGUGAGAGAAAAAAUGAACUUGUACAUUUGAAUAGGUUUGUCUUCGUAAAAUGCACUGGGGUUUGGUCAUGUCAAGGUAUUUCCCAGUAUUUUAGUGAAGUCAAGUACAAGAUUACCAUUUUACCAGUAGAGCCAUGUAGAAUAUGGAACAGAAAAUGGCCAUCAUUUAUAUAUAGAUAGACAGACCAGACAGAUGGAUGGACAGACGGACAGACAGACAGACAGAUAGAUAGAUUGAUAGUUAGAUUAAUGACUUGAAUAAUAUGCUUAUAUCAAUUACCGUCUUAGAAAUAUGCAACUCUUCACACAGUUUCAAACUCUGAAUACGUAUGAAUUAUCUAAUAAAAAAUGCAAGUAACGGUUGGAAAAUUAUGAAAAACUCUGUUCAAGAUAUAGCAAAAGACUUAUAUGGUAACUACCAGGCAAAUUUUUUUUUUUUUUCAGGAAAUACUUUUCACAGCUUCUUAUUAUUAUUAUUAUUAUUUAUUUGACCAAUAUAAAAGUACAUACACAUUACAUUAGAAUAAAAAAAUUACAGUACAUGAACAUGCAAAGAAAUGCGGGAACGGCAUGUGGGUCAGGGGGCACAAAAGCGAAAUCCAUCACUGUUGCCCGAAGGCAUGAGCCCCCACACAUGCCGCUCCCAAGACAUAAAUAAAAUAUAUAUAUACUCUUACACAAAAUAUUGCACGUUAAAAAAGGGAAUACUGAAAAGGGUGCCAAAAUAAUUAAUUAGAUAAUCUUGAGAUGCAUUAGAAAAAAAAUAUACCACUGCAAAAUUGCCUCAAUCUGCAUCAUUGGAUAAGCUUUAACAUUGCAAUGAGUGGGGAUUUUCCAGGUCUCAUUUUUGUAGUUUCCAGAGAUCUUUUAAGCAUUUUGGGGGCCCAGCCCUCAUGUUUUUUUCCCCUGGUAACUACCAUGCUUGCUUAUUAAUAUGAAAGAGCUCUGACGAAGAAAGUCAAAUAUAUCCAUUAUUAUUUGUCCUUGGCAAAUGGUCCCUGUUGGUUCAUUAUUUCUUGUGAUGUCUGUAAAGUAAAUAUAGACCUAUGUAUCAAUUCAAUCCUAUUUGCUAACCAUUAUUCCUUUCUUGAGCAACAAUUACUAGGCAAAUAUGCUAAGGGAUAUUUGAUGUGUUCCGAUCAGUUGAUUUUGGGGCACUAAAGUUUUUUUUCAAGCAAAGAUAGUUGAACCAGAGUAUUCUUGACCUCCUUGAAUUGGAUACAUUUCCAAAUGGAUUCUUUUGUUGCAUAUUAAACUAAUAGCAAAUAAAACUCCAGCUGCUUCAUAUUUUUUUUACUGAAAUCAGUCGGUCUGGUGAUCUUUUAAGGCCGAGAGAAAAUCAUUUGUAGAAUAUGGCCAGUAUUCUGAACUUGGGUUUAAAGUUGUGGUUUUAACGAUGGGGAGCCAAUUGGGGCACAAACCCCUAAUAGUACACAUCCAAUCUGUUAACUCAUAUGACACCUAAAUUGUUCAUAAUUGUCUGGGAAUGGUAACUGAAGUAUUUUCCUUCGUUAUGACAGC